GGAGGAGCAGAAACACCACAAGCAAAUAGGCCAGGGAUAACCUCUGGAAAUCUGCAAUGAACAACAGAAAAAAUCAGGCAAUCUUCAAAGCUUUAGACAUGACAUUUGUUAUAGGUCAGAAGUCUUACGAGGGAUAUGACUACUACGAUUUUUUUGAGCAAGUCUACAACAGACUGAAGAAGUAUCCUUUUUAUAGUAACCUGUCAUCUGCAAAAGAGGUCAGCCCCUACUCUGCCUAUCUGCAUGAUGCAGUCCUACUGUAUGCCAUGGGUAUAAAGGAAGUCAUAAAGGAUGGAAAAGACCCCCACAAUGGACGGGAACUCCUGAAGAGGCUGAGAGAUAAGAAUAGCAUCCGAUUUCAUGGAGCUUCUGGUCUGGUCCAUUUUGAUAAAGAAGGGGAGAGGAACAUGGACUACUCCAUUUAUGAUCUACAGCUUACCGAGGGCACAACACAAUUUGUGCCAAUUCUACAUUUUGAUAGCCACACCAAAGUUGUCAGGCCAACUCCUAAAUUUGCAUCAGUCGUUUGGCCCAAGGGGAAACUACCUACAGAUAACCCAGACUGUGGUUUUGAUGAUCAGCUUUGUGAAUGGGUAUUUAAUGAUAUAUCAAUGGUAGUCUUAAUGGUGGCUUUCCCUGUUAUUGGUGCAUCUGCCUUGGUGUGUAUUGGCUUUCUGAUGCUGCAGAAACUGCGUCUUCAAACUCGCCUGGAUGGCUCUUGUUGGUGGCUUAUCAACUACAGUGACAUUGCCAUAAUCAAGGAACCCAAAGGGGUGCAGGCACUGUCACUGAGUACAACUGCCAGUAAAAAUGGAAGUGGAAGUGGAGGCUCACAGACAAUUAUUUCCUCCUGCAGCUACGGCUUAACAGACAAUGCUGGGAAAGAGCAGAUCUUCAUAACCAUAGGACUCUACCAGGGAAAUAAGGUGGCCAUCAGAUAUAUAGAAAAUCAACUAGUCAGUGAUAUCAGAAAACCGUCCAUCAUUGCAGAGUUCAAUGUGAUGAGGGAGAUGAAGCAUGAGAACUUGGUUCAAUUCUUUGGGGUUUGCAUUGAGCCACCAAAUGUCUGUUUGGUUAUGCAGUAUUGUAAGAAAGGAAGCUUAAAGGAUGUUUUGAGAUGCCAGGACAUUGAGCUGGACUGGAUGUUCAAACUGUCAUUUGCUUAUGAUAUCGUCAAUGGGAUGGAAUUCAUUCAUAAGAGUAGCCUGAGAUCCCAUGGAAACCUAAAGCCCAGCACAUGUCUGGUUGACAGUAGACUACAAGUCAAGAUAUCUGGCUUUGGGCUGUGGGAAUUUAAACAUGGCAUCAAGCACAAGCAUUGCCCUAUGGAAAAUCCAAAACAUGAGGAGUUGUAUUACACGGCUCCUGAGCUGCUGAGACUAGACCAGCUUCCUUUCAACGGCACGCCCAAGGGUGACAUCUAUAGCUUUGCCAUCAUAAUGCGGGAACUUAUCUACAGCUCAGAGGAUGGACCAUACAACAUCCAGCUAGAACCAAAAGAGAUUAUCAAACAAUUGCAGACCCCUCUCUUUGGGGAACCUCUCAGACCAACUUUCUCUGCCCAGUUGUGUGAUGAGAGUAUCAUCACCUUGCUGGUGGCCUGUUGGAGUGAGAACCCAGAUCACAGGCCACCAUUUGGUUCAAUCCGGAGACAACUGAAAGCGACCAGUCCAGACACUCAUGCAAAUAUCCUCGACAACAUGGUUGAAAAGUUGGAGAAAUAUUCGAAUCAUCUUGAGGAAGUUGUGGAAGAGAGAACUAAUCAACUGACGGCAGAGAAGACCAGAGCAGACAAACUUCUCUCCAGCAUGUUACCCAGGUAUAUUGCAGACCAACUCAUGGCAGGGAAGUCAGUGGAGCCACAAGGGUAUGAAAUGGUGACUAUCUUCUUUUCCGACAUCGUGGGUUUCACUUCUAUGUGCUCCAUCAGCUCAGCCCUGGAGGUGGUCACACUACUAAACGACCUCUACAGCCUGUUUGACGAUACCAUAAAGCUCUAUGACGUCUACAAGGUGGAAACUAUAGGUGACGCUUACAUGGUGGCAAGCGGGCUACCCAUCAGCAAUGGCAACAAGCAUGCAGAUGAGAUUGCUACUAUGGCUCUGCACUUCCUGUGUGCCAUCAAGGUCUUCAAGAUACGCCACCUUCCCAAUGAGAAACUGGCGCUACGUAUUGGGAUCAAUUCAGGCCCAGUAGUAGCUGGAGUGGUGGGUACAACAAUGCCACGCUAUUGUCUCUUCGGAGACACUGUGAACACUGCUUCGAGAAUGGAGAGUAACAGCUUGCCUCUUAAGAUUCAUAUCUCCCAGAGCACAGCUGACAUUUUAACAGAGAUUGGGUCAUUUGCGUUGGAGGAGAGAGGAGAGAUUGAGAUGAAGGGUAAAGGCAGUCAGAAGACCUACUGGUUGAUGAAUAAAGAUGGUUUCAAUCCUAUUCUCGGAGCCCACAAUUCCCCCCCAAGCUCAACAUCAAACCAUCAACAGGGGUCUGGCCGACAGCAUCCCAAGACCAAGACAUUAGAGAGAAAGUGAGAGGACCGAUAUUGAUGUCCAAGCCCCACAUGACUGUGACAUCAACACUCGCCACUGUCAACACAUAACGAUUCAGAGAAGUUAAGGUAGUGCUUAAGGAACACUGUUUUUAAAAUUUGGCAGGAAACCAUGAGUCUAAAUGAAAGAUUUCACAUACCUGUCUGUGCAGCUCAAGGACUUUUCAAUAUUUUUUAUAUUUACUUUCUAAUAUUACUGGUACAUAAAAAGAUGGCGGUUGUACAUCGAUCCUCAAGCUUUUUGCAUUUGAAUGUGAAUAUAUUCAUUUCACCAACAUGGUUGGUUAUGAAGACUCUUAUACUAUGAUAAAGUGGUCAAAUUGAUAACUAAUAACUAAGUGUUUUUG
Hypomesus transpacificus is the source of this 2895-nucleotide messenger RNA. It is a transcript of the gene gucy2g, whose product is annotated as guanylate cyclase 2g. Lineage: Eukaryota; Metazoa; Chordata; Actinopteri; Osmeriformes; Osmeridae. Gene Ontology annotation, biological process: protein phosphorylation; receptor guanylyl cyclase signaling pathway; intracellular signal transduction. The coding region runs from base 57 to 2531 and encodes 824 amino acids. The transcript is spliced from 20 exons. The record is from RefSeq and is a predicted model, not a curated record. Gene Ontology annotation, molecular function: peptide receptor activity; ATP binding; protein kinase activity.